Messenger RNA from Homo sapiens (human), 779 nucleotides. Its product is annotated as wiskott-Aldrich syndrome protein family member 1-like. NCBI's taxonomy places the organism in Eukaryota, Metazoa, Chordata, Mammalia, Primates, Hominidae. The coding region runs from base 134 to 571 and encodes 145 amino acids. The transcript has a single exon. The record is from RefSeq and is a predicted model, not a curated record.
ACUCUGACUUUCCAGCGCCCAGGCCGGGGCGCCGCCAGGGCGUCUCUGAGGGUCGCGCCCCGAUACCUUCCUCCACCCCACGGCUUCUUCCCCCCAAGGGCGGGGCUGGGGGCCCAGGAGCACCACAGCCCCCAUGGGCCCGGGAAAUGGCAGCUUCGUCAUGGCCCAGCCCGCCACGCUCACCUUUUCCCACCACCUGGAGGAUCCACUCUCCGUCCGUCCUUCCCGACCUCAGGCUGCAGAGGAAACCUGGGGGCGGGGGUCGAGGAAGCCGAGCCCCGAGGCUCCCAGCGCCGCCCCAGGAGGAAUCUUGCGGGCCACUAGAAGCUGUGCGCGCGGCCGGGCUCGGCCCCCACAACGGCCCGAGCGGCCGGGCCUGCCGCGAGCCUCCGCGUCCAGGUGGGGUCUCCGCGCCCCCAUUCCACCCCUCCCCGCCAUCGGCGCUCCCCGCAACUGCGGGGUUUCCACCCGCCCCGGCGCUCGCGCCCACUCACGGUCUCCCUCGCCCCCCCGGGAGAUGCUCCCGGCGUUCUAUCCCGCCCCGCCCUGGCGCGCCCCGCAAACGAUGUGACCCCGGCCCCCUGCGGUCUCCCCUCCUCCGGACGCUGCCCCUGCCCCACCUGUGGCGCUCCCGUCAUCUCUAGAGCCCCCAACCAGAGUCCUCCAGCCCACCCGCGAGGCUCGCGCACCUGCGAUGCGGCCCCACUAGCAGGGACCCGCCCACCUGUGGCGCUACCCCUGCCUCUGCCGCCUCCCGCACCGCUAGCGCGGCCCCCACC